UAUAGCAAACCGGCCCUAUUAAAUGCUUCAAAAAUAAAGUGAGAUGAUUUAAAUAAUCCAUAUAUGGUUUUAAAGUUUAUGAUCCCAGGGACAAGUAUGCGAAAAUAUUUGGGCGGAUCGUAGCCCUAUCAUCAAGAUAUAUAAUACCCAAACCUAUCCGGGAUCCGGAAAACAAUAACUUUUUCUGAUUUUUCACAUUGUUUUUUCAAAAAUUUGAUAUGGUCACAAGCAUCGGCCAAGACAAUGAAUUAAACAAAAAUGCGUUGACUUAAAUGCAAACAAUUGAUACUGGUUUUAUUCCGGCCGAAGGCUGUGGCCACUUUGAAUUUUGAAAUUUUGUGUCAUCAGUCGUCUGCUUACUUUGACGUUUGCGAAUCAUGGCGAACAGAGUAAGGCAAUUCAACGAUGAAAAAGGAAUAUUCUGAGGACACGCGAUUCAACUUUAAGAUAUGCCUGGUAGUGGUCCUAAGAAUUAUCCUUGUACACUCUGCAAGAAGCGGACAAAGCCAGAUGAAAGGAGACCAGUGAAUAAAGACACCAGGAAAAUUCUACGAAAAUGCUUUAUGAUAGACUGUGCAGAUGGUGUUUUAUGCAGAAAAUGUCGACACAAGUGUGGUAAUUUAAAACCAACAUCAUCUUGUACAGAGAAGUCACGUGUCCCACCCUGUGCAACUCCCAUACAGAGUCCUGUGGGAAAAAGUACUGUUGUGAGCAUGAAGAGUCCACCCUCUGUUACUUUGCCUUUACAAAGCACAGCAAAUACACAUGCCUACUGUGUAUUGUGUAGAAGACCUGGUCCCAAACUUGUUGUGGUUCCUGCACAGACCAGGUUCACCUUUUUCCUAGAGCAGAACAUUUUGAUAUCUUCAGGUGCUCGUUGUUGUCCAGUCCACAUUGUAAAUGACACCAUCAACACAGAGUCAAUAGAAAAUCUGGUUCCACCCAAAGGUACAAGUUUUGUCAACAGGACUACUAUCAUGGAACUUGUAGAACAACUUAGAGAAGAGGCCCUACAAAGAGGAUCCAAGAGAAUAGAUUUUGAUGACCCUUCAUCAUUGUCAGACAAGGACUAUCUCACUUUGACUGGGCUUAGGAAGUGCGACUUUGAUGACUUGCUAUUGCAUGUUCAAUCGGCAGACGUAAGACCAUCAAAGACAAGAACUGUGAGAACUUGCUUAGCAAUUUUUCUGACCAAAAUGAAGACAGCAAUGGACAAUAACAUGCUAGGAGUUUUGUUCAACAUGUCAAAACCUCAGAUAAGGCGAGCUGUAUCUUCUAUAAGACAAGUUCUGUCCAACAAGUUUGUCCCAAACCACUUGGGUUUCAAACACAUCACCAGAGAUGCUGUGAUAAGUGAGCACACAAGACCUCUUGCCAAGGAACUUUUUUCUCCCACCUUCAACCAAGCCAUAUUGGUCCUUGAUGGAACAUACAUAUAUGUUCAAAAAAGUUCACAGUUUUCUUUUCAAAGGCGGUCAUACAGUAUGCACAAACAAAGACAUCUGUUGAAACCAAUGAUGAUUGUCACCACCACGGGGUACAUUGUUUCUGCCAUAGGACCAUAUUUAGCUGACGGCAAAAAUUCUGAUGCCAAAAUCCUCAACCAUAUCAUUGGUACAGACACUGAAGAAAUCAAAACGUGGCUCCAAGAGGAUGACAUUUUGAUAGUGGACAGGGGCUUCAGAGACUCAGCAGGUGUAUUAGCUGAUCUCGGUAUUCAGAUGGAGAUGCCGUCCUUUUUACAAAAAGGACAUAAGCAACACAAAACUGAAGAUGCCAAUAGUUCUCGGUUGAUUACAAAGAUAAGAUGGGUAGUGGAAUCCGUAAAUGCCAGAAUUAAGACAUGGCGCUACUUGGCAAGACAGCUCCCGAAUUCUCAAAUUCCAUAUGUUGGGGAAUAUGUACGAAUCAUUAGUGCUCUCUGCAACAAAUACAGGCCACCUCUUAGCAGUGGAGAUGAAGAGAAUGACUUGCAGACAGCUGCAAAGAUGCGUCACCUCUCUACACAGACUAAUCUGCUGCAGACUGAGGUAGAAUCAAAUAAUUUGCAAAAGAAACGAUAUGUCUGGAGAAAGAUCGAUGACGAGAACAUUGUUAUCCCCGACUUUCCCCAAUAUACAGAAGAGGAAAUCCGGGAACUAACUCUUGGAGUUUACCAAGUUAAGUUGGCGAAACAUUACACCCAGGAACACAUGAGCCAAGAAGGGUAUGAACUUUGGGUCGAUCAUCACCAACCAGGUCUCCUUGCUGUUAAGAUCAAAAGCAGGCAUACAUCAAGCAAAUCCUACCUAUGCUGGAUUAGAUUUGAAGAGGGAGCAGUGACUUCGUGGUAUUGCUGUUGCAAAUCAGGCGCAAGAGUGGUUGGAACGUGUGCACACAUUGCCAGUGUUAUAUGGUAUUUGUCUUUUGCCAGACACUCCCGCGUAAAUCUUGAACUAAGCAAGAACUGGUUGGACUCUGUAUGUGAUGCAGCCAUUAUUCCUGAGGUUGCUGAGGUUGUUGAUGAAAGCGACAGUGAGUCUGAAGCCAUGGAGGAAUGACAUUGAAUAUAUCUAGUUGUAUACUGGGGUAUUUUUGCAAUUCAAGUGUGUUUAUUAUUUGUUUAUUCAUGUCCAGAUUUGUUCACUUGGUGCUUUUUUAAAACCCUGGAACUUGAUGCCACCUUGUUUAAGAUGCAAGUAUGUGUCCUAAAAUUCAUUUUUACAUGAUUUAAUAUGUGGAUGCUUAUACAUGUGUAUUAUGCUCUCAUCUGUUAUUCACUUUUUGAAACAUUUAUAAAUCAUAAUUGUGUUAAAUUGAUGUACAUGUAUAGAAUACAUUACUGCUACUAUAAAUAGAUUCAAACAUUUAACU
This is a messenger RNA of Magallana angulata, 2853 nucleotides long. RefSeq lists its product as uncharacterized. Lineage: Eukaryota; Metazoa; Mollusca; Bivalvia; Ostreida; Ostreidae. The record is from RefSeq and is a predicted model, not a curated record. Bases 450 to 2540 code for a protein of 696 amino acids. The transcript is spliced from 7 exons.